Nannospalax galili (Upper Galilee mountains blind mole rat) is the source of this 3666-nucleotide messenger RNA. RefSeq names its product ADP ribosylation factor 3 (gene Arf3). The record is from RefSeq and is a predicted model, not a curated record. Gene Ontology annotation, molecular function: GTP binding; GTPase activity. The coding region runs from base 399 to 944 and encodes 181 amino acids. Gene Ontology annotation, biological process: intracellular protein transport; vesicle-mediated transport. Lineage: Eukaryota; Metazoa; Chordata; Mammalia; Rodentia; Spalacidae. Gene Ontology annotation, cellular component: cytoplasm; plasma membrane. The transcript has 6 exons.
AUCCCAGGCUUGGGGUGGGGGUUCGCCGCACUGCUCCCGUCGCCGUCACGGCUUCCGGUACUAGGUGGAGGGAAGGAAGGAGGGAGCCGGGGAGCGGGCCAGCGGAGCGGCCUCACCGUCGUCGGCCUGACUCGCCAGAGGGAGCGGCGCGGGAGCCGGGCGGAACCUGCGGGGGCGGACGCGGCGGUCGGAGCCGAAGCCGGGAACAGGCACAGUAUCAGCCUCAUAGAGUCAGCUCCUGCUGCCUGAGUGGGAGGUGAAGCUGGAGCAAGGCAGGGGUCUGGAACCAUCAUCUUGGAUGUAGGGAUCAGGUCAUCUGUACUAGGGACCAGGCUAAAGCUAGACUGCCACUGCCCCGACUUGGACCCCGUUGACCUCAGAAAGCAGCUGCUGUAAUCAUGGGCAAUAUCUUUGGAAACCUUCUCAAGAGCCUGAUUGGGAAGAAGGAGAUGCGCAUCCUAAUGGUGGGUCUGGAUGCUGCAGGAAAGACCACCAUCCUGUACAAGCUGAAACUGGGAGAAAUUGUCACUACCAUCCCUACCAUUGGGUUUAAUGUGGAGACAGUGGAGUAUAAGAAUAUCAGCUUCACGGUAUGGGACGUAGGUGGCCAGGACAAGAUUCGGCCCCUCUGGAGACACUACUUCCAGAAUACCCAAGGCUUGAUAUUUGUGGUUGACAGCAAUGAUCGGGAGCGGGUAAAUGAGGCCCGGGAAGAGCUGAUGAGGAUGCUGGCAGAGGAUGAACUCCGGGAUGCUGUGCUCCUUGUCUUUGCAAACAAACAGGACUUGCCGAAUGCUAUGAAUGCUGCUGAAAUCACGGACAAGCUGGGGCUGCAUUCUCUGCGUCACCGCAAUUGGUACAUUCAGGCCACCUGUGCUACCAGUGGGGACGGGCUGUAUGAAGGCCUGGACUGGCUGGCCAAUCAGCUCAAAAACAAGAAGUGAGAGCCAGGCAGCCCUUUCUAAUUACCCCACCCACUCCUGACACACCUGUUGUCUUCCUACUCCAAUCCUUACCCUUCCUUCCUAUUGAAAAGGUGGUCAAGGCCUUGGGUAUCAUGUCCGCAUGCCCAGUAAGAGCCUUGCCUUCCCUCCUCUCCACCCUGUCCAAUGAUAUGACUAGUCCCCACUUGCUGUCCUGAUGAUGAAUCAUUCCAAUUUACUGGAUUUAAAACAAAACAAGGCUGUUAUGGUUUCAUGGGGUGGUCCCCCCUCUCUCUAACCCUUCGGGCUUCAGGAGGAAGAGUGGGGAUAUCCUCUCCAUUUGCUUUGUUUAGCGCUGGUUGCCGUGCUCUUGGCAUCUGAAUUCCUUCCCUGUCUCCCCAGUCCCCUCUCCUCCCUAUCUUCCUUUCCUUCUACACUCUUUCCCUAUUCUACAUGGAAAUUGCACGGGCCUCUGUGUGUGCGUGCAUGUGUGCGCCUGUAUAUACAUGUAUAGAGAGAUAUAUAUGUGGGGGAAGGGGGGAGGGGGUAGAGUGCAGCUCAGGGCUUGCAGCCAGGACACUGCCCACUGGAGCCUGUCAUCUGUCCCUCUGUGCUGAUGAGAUAAAAGGAAAAAGGUGGGAGGGUUUCAGUCAGGCUGGACUGCCCCAGUCUGGGACUCAUUCCUCUUCCUGAAGGUAGCAUUCCUGGACGUUAGGACAGGUGAUGGACUCUGUGACCAUCUUCCUUGUACCCUUUUCUCCACCUUUCUGAAGGCGUGGGAUGGCAUUGAUCUCUCGAUGACUGUUCCUAAGGCCAUGCUGUUCUGCUCUGCCUUAUUAGUAGGAAGAGGAGGAUCCCACUCACUUUCUAUCAGUUCAGAGUGUUCUGUUGACCCUCCCCUCCAUCCUUAGAUGUGCCCCUCAGGAGCUUGAAGGGAGGCAGAGGUAGUAAGACUGGUGCGUUCAGGACUUGUGUACAGAGGGUGCAGUGCAGUAUGGGGAAGGCCUCAGAUCUUCUGUCUUCAUUGUUGUUAGCAGAAGGUGAGGCAUGUUUCUGCUGUCCUGUGCCCUUCUCAUCGUCUGAUCUUGGGGGCUGGGUGGUUCCAUCUGUUCUUUGUCAGAAACUUUCUCACCUUAGUAGUCCUGCUGGCUUGAUCAGGACUGACUGGGUAGACUAAUGAGAAGCCAUGGAGUGGGAGUGAUACAGCGGCGUCAGCAUCAACCCUUUAUUCUCCAGUUCUCUUACCUUUCUCAUGCAGGACGAGCUGAAAGACGGUUUUCUGUUCCCAGGCCUUCAGAAUCCUUGUUGUCCCCUCCUUUCCGUUCCAGUAGCUUUCCCCAUUCCUCCUCACACUUCCCACGAAUGAUCUGAGGGGUGUUGGAGUGCAAGAAAUAGAGCCCUAAGUGGUUGUUGGUGCUGGUGGAUACAGUGGUCUUCAGGGUCCUCCCUCCUUUAUCCUUUGGUUGUUCAGAAGCUGCUGCUACUGCAUCUCAGUCUACCAGGGGCACUUAUCCCUUAGGUCCUGGCCUGGGUCCUGACUGAAGGUUGCUGUGAAGCUGUGGCUGUUCUAUGGGCUCCUGUGUGUGCUGGCUGCGCCCUGAGCUCCAAGACAGCUGUCAUAACCUUUUUACUAAGGUUAGGAUCCUGGGCCCUCCAUAGUAUGGCUGAGGGACUCCUUCCCAGAAGGACUGUUCUUAGCCUCAUUCCGUGUGGCCAGCUGUCCUGCCACCUCUGUCUACAACAGGCAGAUCAGUACCCCCGACUUACCCCAGCUGAACUGUGAGAGGUUUCAGGGGUGUCUCUCGGUGCCCGUUCCUUAGUGCUGUGGUACUUACUUACCCAAGAUACUGUGGGUGUGUACAGGUGUCCCGCUUUCUAGGCUGUGUGUGGGUGUGGGUGGGGGGGGUGUAUGUGGGGGCACUGGAGGUUCUGUUUCAUUUAAAACUGGGCUCACUCCUCCACCCCACAGAUGCUGCCCUCCAUACUCUUGCAUCACUUUUCUAGUCUCCCCACUUCAUUGGCUCUCUGUCUGUGAACUUUUUCCUUUGCCUUCCUAAUUCAUUCGCUUCCGUUGCCUGUUUAUCUUUUCCUUGUUUUUGCUUUCUGUUUGACUUCCUACCCUCUUUGUGAUUGGCGAGGACUUUGCCUCUUCUUCUCUUUGCUCUUGUGACCCUACCUAAUUUGAUGCUAGUUCCAAACAGGCUUUGCGCAUUUCAGGCAUCUCUCCACCCCACACCCAGCCCCUGUUGUCUUUGCUCUGGGGCCUCCUGGGACCCAUCUGAGGCUAAGAGUGUCCAAGCAGCCUUGGAUGUCACCUUGGUGCCGCUCUAGAUCCGUCCAGCAGGGGGCAGGGCAGCAAGUGAUCUUAGUACCGUCCCUGGCUCUUGAGGGAGAUGAGAUGGGCUUUUUCACACUCCUUUACCUCACAGCUCUUUUGGCAUUGUGUGUUUUGUUCCAUUUCUGCCAACCCCUCUCCUGCUGUCCUCAAGUUGGUUUAAUUUUAUGAUUUUUCUUGUUGCAACUUUCUUCUUCCUGGGGACCACCCCCCUUCUCCCACUUCCAAAGUUUGUUUGUGGUGUCAUAGUGGUAACUGCAGUUCUGAACUGAUUUUUUUCUUCUUUUUUCUUCCUCUGGAAUGUAGAUUGUAUGUGUUUAAUAAUUCACCUUCUCUAUCCUUGCUCAAAAUGUGGGCUAACGCAAUGACUGUGACCCUGGUUGGAAAUUAAACUUGUUUUAUGCAGUU